GGCCAGCCUUACCUCAUCCUUGCUGACGAGUGGCUUCCGACAGCAGGCACACACGACAGCAGGCAAUCACAACCCAAUCCACUGCGGGCUUCGACUGGCCGCAGUUGCUGCAUGUACGAUGAGUAUCGGGCAUUUGGGCAGUCGCUCUACGUACAUCAAGGCGACCAUGGUUCACCUUCACGCUCCUGUCCAACUUGACAACACCACUUGAGCCAUAUCCGCUUACUCCAUCACUUUGCUUGUCAGGGCCUGAUCAUCGUCUCAGAAACAUCAAGAUACAACGUCACAUCGUUAUCACAGGUAGUGAGCACCUUCGCCAUGCCCACCUACCUAUGCUACGGGUUCCGUUGGGAUCGCCGAGCCAUCCGCAUCUUUGUCGCAAACCACGACCUCGAGGACGCCACGCCCGACUGGGUCAUCAAUAAGAUGUCAUCAAGGGUGAUCCUCCGACAGCUGCACAAGCUCUAUCCCUCCAUCGGGAAGCCAGAUGAGCCCGUCGAUUUGCAAGGCCGGGAUGCUCUUGGACAGGAAGUCAAACCCGAGUACGCCCACUUGCCUGCCAACUACAACCCCGAGGACGACCUUGUCCUCCGCCUAGACUGGUCUGCCAUCAAGCUCUUGGAAUCUCACGAUGGAACCAACAGAGAGACUUCGCGACCCUAUGCCUUUGUGGCUAACUACGUCGUCCGCGUGGACCAGGACUGCAAUCUGAGCAUGGAGUCGGCCUACAAGGCUCUGCUUACUGAGAAACACGAAACAGAGCAUGGGUAUCUGAAAACGCUCCAGGGAGCGCUCGCACCAGACGAGCCUUUGGCUUGGUACGUGGUCCACUGUGCCGACCCGGGGCGCGCCACAUAGGGAGGCGCCGCUGCUGGUACGCAGGUAGAAGUCAAGAAGGUUGCUCCAACUCGGAGGCCGGUUGAAGUGGCCCAGGGACAGCAAGCGAGGUCAGAGUCCAAGCCCAAGCGGUUUCUGGGCGAACAGAAGAAGAGGUUCCUGACGUGGCGUCGCAAGCCUGGCAGCGCGAGCAGCGGGCCCCCGACACAACCAGCCUCCGAGGAAGCCGGGCGCAAUGCGACGGACGAACAAAACAAUAACGGCGAGGGAGAGGGAGAGGCGGCUUGAGCCGUUCCGCUGGACUGAGGUGGUAUGGAGUACGUAUUGUUAUUAUAGAUGACGCCAGAGUGUAUAUCACUCGAGCAGAAGAAAAGGCGUUGCGCUGAAUUCAACAUGGGUUUAAGAAGUCUUCACGGUCCAGGCUGGCUGUAUACUGCUACUGAAAUUGUAC
This is a messenger RNA of Emericellopsis atlantica, 1288 nucleotides long. RefSeq lists its product as uncharacterized. Lineage: Eukaryota; Fungi; Ascomycota; Sordariomycetes; Hypocreales; Bionectriaceae. The transcript has a single exon. Bases 319 to 858 code for a protein of 179 amino acids. The record is from RefSeq and is a predicted model, not a curated record.